GCCACAUAGAUUUCUUGUUGCAAUGACAUAAAUUUCAGUGCAUAAUAAUUAAUAAUUAUUCAUCAUUUACUUAUUGUAUUAUUUUUAACGGGUUGUGUACAGUCAGCACCACUUGUAGGCGUGUUCUAUUGGAUAAACUGGUAGACAGCAAACGGAAGACAUGAAGCUAGACACGAUACUAAAGACGGUGCAGUCGCACGAGUCGCUACGGUCCCCGCCGCCCGCCGAGCCCCUCGCUCUCAAGAAGAGAAAGAAGCCACGGGACAAAUUCGCACACGUCCGCUGUAAGGUGGACACGACAGCGCCACUGCUGCGACUCGCGCCACCGCUGGCGGUGCGCGGCACGGCGGCCGCGCUCCAACUACACAAAGAAAACAUGAUGCUUCUGCGCAUGAUCAAGAAUAACCACUUCACCCGGGGUCGUGUGGAUAGCCGAUGGCGCGUCCUGCCGCCCGGUAGCCCUCAAUACCACGCAACCAGGGUCCAAUUCAGCGAGAGGACGCACGCGGAGAACAAACUCUUGUACAAGAUAUUCACAACUGCGCCCCCGCGCCUGACGCCGACGGCGGAGCUAGAGCAGUGGUGGUCGCGCAUAGUGCGCGAGCGCGAGCGCCGCGGCGGGUGGCUGCUGGCGCCGCCCGCGCCGCCGCUCGACCCCGCCUUCCACGCGCCGGAGGGAAUCAUACGACCAAGGGUGUCGCUAUCGCUGCGUAUCCGCGGCGGCGCGGCGCUGGGCGAGCUAAAGUUGGAGCUGUUCUCGGAGACGUGCGCGCGCACGGCGGCCAUCUUUACUGCGCUGCUGCCCGCCUAUGUUGGCUCCGCAUUCCACAGGAAGGUGCCCGGGCUGUUCUGGACCGGCGGCGCCGUGUGCCGCGCCUGCGCCUUCCCGCCAGAGAACUUCCACUUUGCUCACAGCGCGCCUGGUUUGGUGACGAUGCAGGUGUCACCCGACGACGAGAUAUGCGGUAUCUUCAGCGUCAUCUUUAAGCCGCUGCACCAGUUCGACCUCCGCAGCGUCGUGUUCGGUCGGGUGGUGCUCCCGUCCCGCACGUUUGAGGCCAUGCGCGCUCUCGGCUCCGCGCUCAGCUCGCAGCCCGUCGUCGAGAUAACCGCCGCGACGCUGUUGCCACGCCGUCGACCAACCAAAUAAUUUAUAGCCGUAAACAGUAACCUACCUAGUUUGUGAUUAUUAAUGAAUGUACCCUUGAGAAAGACUUUUAGGAGGAUUAAAUCAA
Molecule: messenger RNA, 1235 nt
Organism: Cydia splendana
Lineage: Eukaryota; Metazoa; Arthropoda; Insecta; Lepidoptera; Tortricidae
Exons: 9
Coding region: 161-1150 (329 amino acids)
Biological process (GO): protein peptidyl-prolyl isomerization
Molecular function (GO): peptidyl-prolyl cis-trans isomerase activity
Source: RefSeq, a predicted model, not a curated record